Molecule: messenger RNA, 611 nt
Organism: Wyeomyia smithii (pitcher-plant mosquito)
Lineage: Eukaryota; Metazoa; Arthropoda; Insecta; Diptera; Culicidae
Exons: 4
Coding region: 46-501 (151 amino acids)
Source: RefSeq, a predicted model, not a curated record
CACGGUCAGCCGUUCUGUCAGAAUACACCAGAGCCAGAUUAAAACAUGGUGGCAAAUUUUGAUAUAAUUGAUCCAGUUCAAAAUGAAAUGUUAGUGACAUUAACGGCGGAUUUGAAAGGAAUCCUAGCUGAUUAUGAUGACAUUGUGCUACACAAAGAGUUUUAUCGAUGUACAUUCGUUCAUAUACUGAGUGUACUUCGAAGUAAACUGAUAACUCUACUGAAACAAUAUAGCACUCUACCGAAGGAAGAUUUUGAGGAUAAAGAAAUUAAAUGCUGUGGGAUUCUUUUUAAAAAGAGGCAAUGCUUUCUAAACCAUUAUGCUAAAAUACACAACCAAAAAACACUACAAUCAGCUACUCUUUGCGAGUUAAAAAUGGCGCUUACAAAGAUAACAUUUUUCGAACGAAGUAUUCGCCAGUAUUUGGCAGGGGGCCGAAUUUCAAGCUGUGAAAUGCUUUUCAAUUUGAAGAAGGUUCUUAAAAAAUCGACACGACACUAGAGUUUUAAAACAACGGAGUUCUACUAUGCUAUUUCUACAUACUAGUAUAUCUGAAAUGGGAAUCCUGCUUUCCAUGUGUGAUUUGGAAUAGUAACAAAUAUAUCUUCUGU